CAACCAUUGAACAGCACGCGACUCCAACUACCAGACAAUGACAGUACCUCAUGUGGCUAGGCGCAUUCUAGCGCCUUCCAACCCAACCAUGCUACCCUUCCUCUACCAAACAAGGACCAUCCUAGGUUACGCCGCGAAUCGAACGAGAAUUUCGAAACAAUUUCAUGUCCAACCUUCGAAACAACUUCUCCAUACGAAACGUUACGAUGACAGGACGGAACGGUCUAAUCCAGCGCAUGAAGUUCCGUUCGAGAAUGAAGGCGACCUGGCUUUCCACCAGCAACGCCACACGACAAUUACCGAUAAGGAACGUAGAGUUUUUGAGAAGCUUUAUGAGGAUUUCUCGUCACAAGCAGGAGCCAGCAUGGGGCUAAGCAUGUUGCCGAGCGAAGAUUCGGAUUCAAGUUAUGAUAGCCUGGAUUCGAUUCUGAAUUCUGCGAUUCGACAGCAAGACACCAGUCUGGAGGAAAGCAGAGCAUUUGCCGCGAACAAGAAACCAGCAGGGUACCGCGCAGAACAGGCACGGAGAGCUGUUGGGAAGCAAUCCCGCUACGGAGCUGCAGUGGACCGGCCAGAAACACCACUCAGAAAAGCGCAAAAGGAGCAAUUUGAUCGUGUGUUCGAUCAGCUGAAGUCUGCAAAGACGGACGUCGAACUGUGGAGUAUCAUGGAAUCAGAGGUUUUCUCAGCCAUCAGACGGCUCAAUCUCGAUGAUACAGAAGAUGUCAAACAAAACAUUAAGGAAGCAACCUCAUCCAAACGGAAAGGACCGUCUGAGAUGGCUAUAAUUGGUCCCAACUAUGCGGCCUUUUGCUUGGUUGCAAUGCGCCAACUGCGUAUUGAGUUUCCAUCGUCGACGCUGGGGUUGGCCUUACUACCAACCAUCAAGAGUCUUGGACGCGGGUCUUUCGCCUUGGGCGCCAGCACCCAAUUGUACAAUGAACUCAUAGCCAUGACAUGGCUUACGUACCUUGACUUCCAGGGCGUCGACGAUCUUCUACAAGAGAUGGAUAACAGCGGUCUAGAUUUCGAUGCCUCUACACUGGACCUGCUUGAAUCCAUAAGGAAGAGCACUUAUAACGCAAUGAAUGGUCACCAGGGUUUUACCACGAGCAUUAUCUUGGAGAUGCAGCGCUUCCAGCAGGGACUGAGAAGAAUCACAAGGUGGAAGAAUGAAACUGUAAGUCGACUGGAGAGGGAAGCCAUUCGGCGUGCAAAGGAGCGCGAAGAAAUGGCCAUCUAGGGGAAUCGAUACAGCUCAGGCUUCAGACUAGAAUGUACAUAUCUACAUAUAUAUACACAUAAAAGUCCAAUG
Aplosporella prunicola CBS 121167 is the source of this 1315-nucleotide messenger RNA. RefSeq lists its product as uncharacterized. The record is from RefSeq and is a predicted model, not a curated record. Bases 38 to 1243 code for a protein of 401 amino acids. Gene Ontology annotation, cellular component: mitochondrion. NCBI's taxonomy places the organism in Eukaryota, Fungi, Ascomycota, Dothideomycetes, Botryosphaeriales, Aplosporellaceae. The transcript has a single exon.